Molecule: messenger RNA, 3929 nt
Organism: Heteronotia binoei (common prickly gecko)
Lineage: Eukaryota; Metazoa; Chordata; Lepidosauria; Squamata; Gekkonidae
Product: cytosolic phospholipase A2 epsilon-like
Exons: 20
Coding region: 84-2516 (810 amino acids)
Biological process (GO): glycerophospholipid catabolic process
Cellular component (GO): cytosol
Molecular function (GO): calcium-dependent phospholipid binding; calcium ion binding
Source: RefSeq, a predicted model, not a curated record
CAACUCCAGAGUUUAAAGACUGUAAUUUUUCUCCAGCUAGUGUUGCCUGCUAGAAGCUGCUGUAAGAUCCACCGAGAGUCACAAUGGGGAUAUUUUCAAGCAAGGAUCUGAGAGAGCCUUCUCCAUGCAGCCUGCUCACAGUAAAGAUCAUAAAGAUAAAAAAUCUGCGGAAGGCAGACAUAUUAAGCCAGUCUGACUGUUAUGUGACUUUAUGGCUGCCAACUGCUUCAGUGAAGAAGGAAAAGACCCAUACUGUGAAGGAUAACAAAGACCCAGUGUGGAAUGAAAGUUUUCACUACAGAAUUCAAAAUCAAGUAAAGAACAUUCUAGAGCUCCAAGUAUGUGAUGAAGAUAGACAUACUGAAGAUGAUCAUCUCCUCACUGUUUUCUUUGAUGUGUCUAAAAUCCGUCUUGGUGAAACAGUCUGCCUGAAUUUUCAGCUGAAUCCAAAGGGUAAGGAGGAACUAGAAGUUGAAUUCACACUGGAAAGCAGCCCUGAUGUUCCAGAAAAGAUUGUUACUAAUGGAGUCUUAGUGUCUCGUGAAGUUGCCUGUUUGGAAGUUCAAGUGAACAAGGGGAGAAUGAAGAAGGAUUCCACACAACGAAGAUUCAAUCUUUCAGUUGGUGGAUCCCAUGAAGGACCCCAGGAGCUCUCAUUGAGGAACUGGCUUUGUCCCGCAUCUCCUAUUCAGUUUCAUUAUGUCAAAUAUUUCCAGUCAGAACUGGACAUUGAACUUCCAAGGUGGCUCUGUUCGGCUUCUGGGGAUCCAGAUGAGAUAACAAGUGUUCCCCUGAACUCACUUCCUCUGCAUGAGAAUGUGACAGCAACAGAGAACAAAACAUUUGAGUUGGAAGUGACAUCAAAAGACUGGACUGAAGGCUGGCUCUGGAAAAAACCAAAACAACUUGAUGUGAGACUAGACUAUGAUCUAUGCUCAGAUGAAAAAAGUUUCCUGAAGAAACGGAAGAAAGUGGUGGCCACUGCGUUGAAAGGUGUUCUUCAGUUAGAUCAUGUUCUUCAAGAGAAUGAGGUGCCUGUCAUUGCUAUGACAACUACAGGGGGUGGGAUGAGAGCAUUGACAGCUAUGUAUGGCAGCCUUUGGGGUCUUCAGAGGUUGAAGCUUUUGGACUGUAUUUCAUAUAUCAGUGGCUCUUCAGGUGCAACAUGGACCAUGACAAAGUUGUAUGAAGAUGCUGAUUGGUCAAAUAAAGACCUUGGGGAGAUAAUCAAGUUUGCUCGGAAGCAAGCAGCCAAAUCUAAAAUGAGUGCCUUUUCCUUGGAGAAUUUAAAGAAUUACCACAUGGAGCUAUGCCAGAGAACAACUGCAGGAUACAAAACAUCCUUUAUAGAUCUUUGGGGACUGAUGAUUGAAGCCAUGCUGAAUAAUGGGAACAACAAUCAUAGACUCUCAGAUCAGCGAAAGGCAGUAAACCGAGGUCAGAACCCUCUACCUAUCUACGUGGCACUCAAUGUUAAAGACAAAGUUACCACAAGAGAUUUUAGAGAGUGGGUAGAAUUCACACCCUAUGAGGUAGGAUUCCCAAAAUAUGGAGCCUUUGUUCAUGCUGAAGAUUUUGGUAGUGAAUUCUACAUGGGAUAUCUGAUGAAGAAACUCCCAGAAUCAAGGAUCUGUUUCAUGCAAGGGAUGUGGAGUAGUAUAUUUUCCAAGAAUCUACUGGAUGCCUGGCAUGCAGCUGACAAUUCAGAGGACUUCUGGAAUAGAUGGACCCAAGACACUAUCACUGAAAUUGAGGAAGUACCUGAUUUACCAGAGAGACCCCAUGAGAUGCCAACUUCCAUGUCCACUCCUGCAGGAGGUCUUUCUAAAGCCCUGCGGGACAUUCUAACAGACCGUCCAGCAGUAUCGAAGUAUGACAAUUUCUUAAAAGGAUUCCAAAUGCACAACGAAUACUCCCAGGAGCGACGAUUUUCUAAAUGGAAAGACACUGUUCUCGAUUCUACCCCUAAUCAGCUACGAGACCCUGAAGAACAUCUGGAACUGGUUGAUACGGCCUUCUUCUUUGACACCAGUUGUCCUCCUCUUCUGAGACCAGAGAGGAAAGUGGAUGUCAUCCUGCACUUCAACUAUACGGGGGGAUCACAAACCAAGCCUCUGGAGCAGGCUUCUGUGUACUUCUCAGAGCAAGGGAUCCCAUUUCCCAAAACCCUGCUAAAUGAUGAAGAAAAGAAAAACUUAAAGGAAUGCUAUGUGUUUGAAGAUGCAGAUAACUCAGAUGCUCCCAUAGUGAUUUAUUUCCCACUAGUGAAUGACACCUUCCAGAGAUAUGUUGCAGCUGGAAUGGAACGAAGUGCAGCUGAAAUGUCACUGGGCAAUAUUGAUCUCUCUAGUGCCUUCUCUCCAUAUUCUACACGACAGGUCUCACUGCAAGAGGAGGACUUUAACAAGCUCCUGAAUCUAACUAAUUACAAUGUGCAGAAUAAUGCAAACACAAUCUUUCAGGUUUUCCAAAAGGCAGUAGAAAGGAAAAAACAGAGUCAAUCUUCUCAGACAUAAUCACCAUGAAUAUGUCUUCUUUGUUCUUGAAGAAGAAAGAAUGAGAUAAGAGAAAAGGGACUAGAAGAAUUCUAAUAACUGACCCAAAAAAUUACUGGUAUGCUGUAAAAAAUCACAGUGAACAGAAUUUUGGCUGCCCAAAGUUACUGCUGAUUAUCUAUAUGCAUUUGACAGAGGGAAGUUUCCUGUAUGCUUAAAAGUUCCAUUAAACUUUGACAAAUAUUCUAUAUUUGUUUUCUCUAAAACAAACAUAAGCAGAUACCACAAAUAUGUAAAUCACAAAUAAAACUGAAAGUAAUCCCCUCAAAAAAUAAAAGUUUUAAAAACAAAAGCGAUUAGUUUAUGCACAGUAACACAGCCUACAAAUAUGACAACAAUUCACAAUGACGCAAACAUAUCCAAAGCUUCAAACAACACCAGGGGUUGUGGGGGAGGCGGUGAGAGGGAUCCUGGAUUGCCUAGUUUCCUAAGACAAGUUGUGUACCAUUACUUGAACGAGCUCCUUGAGUAUAGACGAAAACAAAAUCCAGUGGACCACUCUUUUCAUAAUGUACCUUUUCCAGAUGGGGAAGUGAUGCAUUUGACCUUCCCUAACUUAAAAAUCCCAACAAUUCAGCAGUGAUUAAACAGGCUGCUUCUGAGAAAGUAGAGAAUGCCCCUGUGAUCCACUGAAGUCCAUGCUGAGGAACUCUGGGAGAGACAGAGAAAGGCCCUGGCCCUGCAGCCUUCUUUGCCGCUGAAAUAGUGUUCCUUCAGCAAAAUGGACUUGAAGGAAAAGUAUGAAACCAAUAAAAGUAUGAAGGGGAGUCUGCAGUAGGAGAGGGGUAGGAAACUGCCCUUCCCUCUUCCGCAGAUGAAAAAGCCAAACCAUUAGAGGAGAUGCUGCUGUAUAGACAGAAAAGCACUGCAGAACAGUGCAAUCUGAUUGAAGCUCAUGUCUCCAGUAUAUAUUAGUCAAAUAUUUGUCUGUAUCCAGGUUGCACAUACAGCUGUGUUGCACCUGAUUUUCUAUUCCAGAUUAUGUCCAGGUCUGUUGCUCAAAGAAAUCAGCUAUACUGUGGCCAAGGUAUUGUUCUUAAAAUAAUUAUAAGGCUUUCAUUUUGGUAAUUCUGAGAUUAAAGAAACUGCUUAAAGUUUGGUAAUUUUAAGAUUAAAGAACAAAUAUGAAACAGACCAUGCAGCACAGUUUGGGAUUUAAAAUCAGUUGAGCAAUUAUGUGCUUCUGCUUUAACAUGUCAGUGGUUCACCUCAUUCUGCUUUCUAGUUUGUAGGUUUUGUGUGCAUCUCAUAUUUGAUUAUACUGUUUUAUUGCUUGUAGUGUUUCGUAUUUAUAUUCAAAGCUGCCUAUUAGCUGGCAUUCCAGGAAGAAGUGCUGUAGGCAAACUCAUGAAUAAACAAGCAAAUUCAUCACUU